AUGGUCGGGAUAUCUGUUGCCCUCGCUGCCCUCGCUACUGCCACCUUCCUUCUCUCGCGGUGGCUCACCUCUCCCCGAUACAAGCUUCCUCCAGGCCCCAGCGCGCUCCCUCUUAUUGGCAGCGCCCAUCACCUGACGGCCACCUUUCCAGAGUACGUGUUCUGGUCGUGGCGAAAGCAGUUUGGCGACGUGAUCUUCUUCCGGCUCUUCCGGACGCCGACCCUCCUCCUGAACUCGCUCUCCGCCGCGCGCGACCUGCUCGACAAGCGGAGCGCGAAGUACUCCGACCGGCCUCGGAUGGUCGUCAUGAACGAGAUGAUCGGUUUCACGAACACCACGCCGACGAUGCACUACGACGAGCGCUUCAGGCGGCAGCGCAAGUGGAUCCACGACGCGAUGGGCACGCGCGUGGCGCUCGACUCGUACGCGCCGCUCAUGCGCCGCGCCGGGCGCGUCCUCGUCCGCGACCUCCUCGAGUCCCCGGAGGACUUUUCGGCGCAUCUGUACAAGUACAUCGUCGCUACGCUGUUCGAGAUCGUGUACGGGCGCCGGCCGCGGUCGAUGCGCGACGACCUCGUCGUGAUCGGGGAGAAGACGGUGGUCGCGUCGAACGACACGGGCCCCAGCCAGCUGCUCGUCAACUCCUUCCCGUUCUUGAAGUACAUCCCGAGCUGGUUCCCCGGCGCCGGGUUCAAGCGCACCGCGAAGGUGUCGCACGACAGCCUCAUCGCGUGGCAAGAGAUGGCGCUCAAGCAGGUCGAGGAGGACAUGGCGUCCGGCGGCCUGCACUCCUGCGUCAUCGCGUCGCUCCUCGAGGCGCACUCUGCGGACCUCACCCCCGAGCAGAAGGAGGACAUCUGCGGCGUCGGGGUCAGCAUCUACGGAGCCGGGACAGAAACCACCCACGGCACCCUCGUCACCUUCUUCCUCGCCAUGCUCCACAACCCCACCGUCUUCCGCGCCGCCCAAGCAGAGCUCGACCGCGUCGUCGGGCCCGACCGCCUCCCUGACCUGUCCGACCGGGAGCGCACCCCGUACCUCAACGCCGUCCUCGAAGAGCUCCUCCGCUGGCGCCCCGGCAUCGCCCUCUCGUUCCCCCACCACCUCACCUCCGACGACACCUACCGCGGCUGGGACAUCCCCGCCGGCUGCAUGGUCCUCACCAACAUCUGGGGCAUGUCGCGCGACCCCGCCUCCUUCCCCGACCCUGACGCGUUCCGCCCCGAGCGCUUCCUCGACACCUCCUCCUCCUCCUCCUCCUCUUCCUCCACCAACUCUGAGUCCUCCCCCAAAGCGGCUGCGGACCUCCCGAGCAGCUUCGUCUUCGGCUUCGGGCGGCGGGUGUGUCCAGGGCAGGCCUUCGUCGACCGCACCGCGUGGCUCGCGAUCGCACACGUCGUCGCCGCGUUCGACGUCCGCCCGCGGCUCGACCGCGCGGGGCGCGAGGUGUGCCCUCCGGUCGCCUUUGUUCCCGGGAUGACGAUCCGCCCGGAACCGUUCAAGUGCAGGAUCACGCCGCGCUCGGAGGCGGUCGCGGAGAUGAUCGCGCACCUGGAGGAGUGA
This is a messenger RNA of Epithele typhae, 1563 nucleotides long. RefSeq names its product cytochrome P450. The record is from RefSeq and is a predicted model, not a curated record. The coding region runs from base 1 to 1563 and encodes 520 amino acids. Gene Ontology annotation, molecular function: monooxygenase activity; heme binding; iron ion binding. The transcript is spliced from 9 exons. NCBI's taxonomy places the organism in Eukaryota, Fungi, Basidiomycota, Agaricomycetes, Polyporales, Epitheliaceae.